This is a messenger RNA of Xenia sp. Carnegie-2017, 1116 nucleotides long. Its product is annotated as putative nuclease HARBI1. Lineage: Eukaryota; Metazoa; Cnidaria; Anthozoa; Malacalcyonacea; Xeniidae. The coding region runs from base 1 to 1116 and encodes 371 amino acids. The transcript has a single exon. The record is from RefSeq and is a predicted model, not a curated record.
AUGACGAACAAAAACAAGCUAUUGCUCUUCCUUUGCACUCAAUUGAUAUCUCUCACAGCUUUGUUUAUUGAAUUGUGCGGUUUGAUUUUGCUUCACAAAUUGAACGAAAAGCGGCAACAUGAAGUAAUUUGUGGAGCUAAUCUUCAAAGGCAGAGCUAUUUCCUUAAUAGACUGAAGAGAUUGAAAGAAAGAAGAAUACGACGUGCCAAGCGAAGUUGCUGGUUCAAGCCUGGCCGUACUGAUCAAUGGUGGCAAAACAUGCUGUAUGGUAUAGCCCCCCAGGAGACAUGGAAAAAGAACUUUCGAAUGUCCAAGGAAGCCUUUACAGAACUAACCGAAGUGUUGCAUCAAUCAAUUGCUCCAAAUCUAAAUGGUCCAAACAAAAGGGCUAUAAGUGCCGAAAAGAAAUUAGCAGUUACGUUAUACUUCUUGAAAGACAGCGGUUCUCUACGUAUGACGGCGAAUGCUUUUGGUAUUGGAUUAAAUACAACAUCAGACAUAGUAUUUGAAACAUGCAAAGCUAUUGUAACAUUGCUAGGCCCUAGUUAUGUAUAUCUUCCAAAAAACAUAGAUGAGAUGAGAAUGAAAGUAGCAGAGUUUGAGUGUAAAUUUGGCAUGCAACAAGCAUUUGGUUGCAUUGAUGGCACACACAUACCAAUCAUUUGCCCAUCAAACAAUCCACAAGACUAUCAUAAUUACAAUGGUUUUCAUUCUUUGAACGUCCAAGCAGUAUGUGACUACAGAGGAACAUUCAUGGAUGUUGAAUGUCGCUGGCCAGGCAGUGUUCAUGAUGCCAAAGUGUUUGCCAAUUCAUCAAUAAAUGACAAACUACGAAAAGGAAAAUUGCCAGCAGUCUUUCAAUCAGUUUUGCAAGGGUAUGAGAAAGUUCCGAAUUAUCUAAUUGGUGACCCAGCCUACUCACUAACCCCCUUUUGUAUGAAGGAAUAUGAUUCAUGUGAAAAUAAUGAGCAAGUCAUUUUCAACAAUUUGUUAAGAUCAGCUAGGAAUCCUAUUGAAUGUGCUUUUGGCCGCCUGAAAGCACGAUGGGCAGUUUUAACAAAAAAGGUUGACCUUAAAUUAGAAAAGGUACCAAUAUUAGUUUAUGCUUGCUCAUAA